CAAGAACACAGCACAACCCGCCCAUCCACCCUCACCACACAAACCCACCCCCAUACAAUACACACUCCCAAGCCAGACCAAGCUCUUCUCCAACAUUCCUCUAUUCAAAACCGCCGCAACGUCUCUCACCCGCCUCGCGUGCCUCUCCCAAACCCCAAACCGUAUCCCAACGGCAUCCGACUGAAAGCGGUAGUUUUGCAAGAAACGAGGAACUUGCUUCCUCUUGGUCGAGGAGAGGCGCCCAAUAUCAGCACCAGCAUCCCCAUCGACCCAUCGCGAAACAACAAACACCAGCAUCUACCUACCUACACAAACGGGGGGCGCAAUAUCGCAUAAAAGCACAAACCACUCAAGUCUCCCCAACAACAACAACCCCAUUUACCCUCCCCAUACGAGCGCACGCACCGGCAUUCGCCCCGGUAUACAUCAACACAUCCCCCCCCAUCUUGCAAACACGCGCGAGGGACGGCGCAGCGAAACGACCCUCAUCGUCAUCGCGCCAAAAACACACCAUACUCACCCGUCUUGAGCCUGUCGCACUAUGGCGUCCUCAUACCAGUACCGCAACUCAUACCACAACUCCUCGUCCCAGAACAUCAGCGAAAAGUACGACGAAGGCCUGGGACGCCCGGCCACAUCCCGCCGCAACACGCGUCUGAGAAGCAGCGACGGUACCGUCAGCACCACAAUGAGCUCAUCCACAGGGCGCGAGAGCGCAGCAACCCACGUCACCGAGGGUCCUGCCUACUCGAAGAAGAUUGUCGUCGUCGGCGACGGCGGAUGUGGCAAGACGUGUCUACUGAUCAGCUACAGCCAAGGUUACUUCCCAGAGAAAUACGUCCCCACUGUCUUCGAAAACUACAUCACGUACCCGACGCACCCGCCGUCCGGUAAGACCGUAGAGCUCGCGCUGUGGGACACGGCCGGCCAAGAGGAGUACGACCGGUUGCGACCGCUCUCGUACCCCGAGACCGACCUGAUAUUCGUCUGUUUUGCGAUUGACUGCCCGAACUCGCUAGAAAACGUCAUGGACAAGUGGUAUCCCGAAGUCCUCCACUUCUGCCCCUAUACCCCUCUGGUCCUCGUGGGCCUCAAGUCCGACCUCCGCUUCAAGAAGACGUGCAUCGACAUGCUCAAGACGCAAGGCCUCACUCCCGUGACUCAGGAACAGGGCCGCGCUGUUGCACGCAAGAUGGGCGCCCAGUACGCGGAGUGCAGCAGCAAGGAGAUGACGGGUGUGGACGAGAUAUUUGAGCAGGCCAUCCUGACCGUCGUGGCCAACGACCGGAAAAACGUGGAGGCUCAAGCCGCCGUUUCGUCAACAUCCGGCGGUCCUCCCGGGAGCAGCGCAGGCAUCCCCAGCGUCGCUCUUAAGAAGAAGAAGAAGAGGAAUUGCAAGAUCCUGUAAGAUUCUCGCCGAGAAUCGAGGGGUUGCGACGGACAAGCAUCGGGCACUGGCGGAGGGCGUAAUGAAUGACUUUGUUUUAUCUGCAUGAUCUCGUUACGACCUGCUACUAUUACGAUCUGGAGAAAGCAUGCGCCACCAUUAGCGAGGGGCGUCUCCUGCUCUGGGGCUGGAUGUACUCUAGACCAGGGACAAAUCUUUUUUUCCCCUUUGACACCAGGGACGCGGGAAGUUUUUUCUUCUUUCCGACGGAGAAGAAUUGGUAUAUGAGGGGUAGGAUCAAUGAAGGGGCUGGGAGGGAAAGUGAGUUGUAUUCUCAUCGGAGUCUCGAGACUCGUCCAUACCCUUUUCUUUUUGACGCAAAACACACACACACAAACAAACAUACACACGCAAACGGAGCGGGUACAGAGGAGACUUUGAUCAGUUUCUGUAUCCAUUAGGUACUUUUGACCCCGUGGGGCACAUUUUUCUUUUAUUUUCCUAACCUUUUUCCUCCCCUCUUCUUUUACCCUCUCCUGUAGCAGCAUCGGGUUUUUUGUCUUGAUAGGGCAUUCCGGAGGGGAUAGGAAACAUGAAUUGUCAAAAGCAUCAAAACCGGAAGUGUUCAAGCUCGCAGCAGUGACAGUGAAAUGUGAGAGAACCCGUGCGGGAGGCGUUAGUAGCUCAACCGUUGUUAGCCUAUUUGAGUGACCCGAUGCCGUGGUUCGACGUGUGGUGGUACCGAGAGGCACGAUAUCCAAAAACGGCCUCUAGUAGGUGAGGGAAAGUCAAUAUCGAACUGUGUACAUCGGAGAAAGGUCCGGGAAGGGGUUCAUUAAGAUGGGAUUCCGCAGAAUGGGACUCUGGAUUCAGUACUGGAAACCCUACAUUCCGAAAUCCCCCCC
Messenger RNA from Colletotrichum destructivum, 2292 nucleotides. Its product is annotated as Putative small GTP-binding protein. Lineage: Eukaryota; Fungi; Ascomycota; Sordariomycetes; Glomerellales; Glomerellaceae. The transcript has 3 exons. Gene Ontology annotation, biological process: small GTPase-mediated signal transduction. Gene Ontology annotation, molecular function: GTPase activity; GTP binding; protein kinase binding. Bases 542 to 1408 code for a protein of 288 amino acids. The record is from RefSeq and is a predicted model, not a curated record. Gene Ontology annotation, cellular component: cytosol.